AAGGUAUUCCCCACAUUCUCAACUGAAGAUUAUGAUAGAAGAAAUGAAGAUAUAGAUCCAGUAGCUGCUUCAGCCGAGUAUGAGUUAGAGAAACGUGUUGAGAAGAUGGAUGUUUUCCCAGUUGAUUUAAAUAAAGGUCCAGAAGGUUUAGGGUUGAGUAUUAUUGGAAUGGGUGUGGGAGCAGAUGCUGGUCUAGAAAAACUUGGUAUAUUUAUUAAAACAUUAACUGAAGGUGGUGCUGCUCAAAAAGAUGGCAGGAUUGCUGUUAAUGAUCAGAUUAUAGAGGUUGAUGGGAAAAGUUUAGUUGGUGUAACUCAAGCUUAUGCUGCCUCAGUUCUACGUAAUACCAAUGGUACUGUCAAGUUUCUGGUUGGGAGGGAACCUGAUCCAAGUAAAAGUGAAGUAGCCAAGUUAAUUCAGCAGUCAUUAGAACAGGACCGCAGGCGAGAAGAAGUGAAGCAGGAAGAAGAAGAGGAUAUGGCAGCUGGUGAUGCGACUCCCAUGUCAGCACCGUCUAUGGAUACUGAUAGUGUUAGUUCACCAGAAGAAAUGGGAGAAAAACCAACAGUUGAAGUGUUUGAUCUACCUGAAUCCAGCAGUGAAGAUACCUCUCCUGACAUGGAUCCUCAGGCUCUAUUUGUCAAAUUAAAAGAGGCCCAGUAUAAAAAUGCAGUGGCUGAGGCAGAAUUAGCUAAAUUAAAGGCCAAAAUAAUUUUAUUAGAGAAUGUGGAAGUCCAGAAAAAACAACUGGAUAGAAAAGUAGACGAGCAGAGUUUACGUAUUCGAGAAUUAGAGAAAUCCAUGGAAAAUAAAGACUCUCAGGGACAAUAUAUAGGUCUAGAAAAACAGAUGAAAAAUGACUGUGUUUCAUUAGAGAAAAAAUACCAUAAAGCUAAAAAACUCAUCAAAGAAUUUCAGCAAAGGUAA
Messenger RNA from Lottia gigantea (owl limpet), 927 nucleotides. RefSeq lists its product as hypothetical. The annotation marks the transcript as partial. The record is from RefSeq and is a predicted model, not a curated record. Gene Ontology annotation, cellular component: dendrite; actin cytoskeleton; cytoplasm. Gene Ontology annotation, molecular function: actin filament binding. The transcript is spliced from 8 exons. NCBI's taxonomy places the organism in Eukaryota, Metazoa, Mollusca, Gastropoda, Lottiidae. Gene Ontology annotation, biological process: calcium-mediated signaling; actin filament organization; neuron projection development.